UUCGACAGAGAGAGUUAGUCUGAAGCCAGAGGUACCCUAGGGCAGGUUACUUGUGGCUGCCUGCACGCCCGCAGUCGCGCCUAACCAGCCUCACUCGGAGACGCGCCCUCGUUCCGCGUCGCCGUCGAAAAAGUAAACGAUCCACCUUGGGGAGGGGGACAGAUUACAUACGUAAGUAGACAAGGACGUAGUUAGCUCGUUAGCUACACAGUUGCAAGUACAAAUAUGUCACGGUCAGAUGACGCUGAGCGAUAGUUCCGGGCCUGUCCUUGGCCCCUUGGUUCGACCAUCAUAGGCAAACCCGGAUUGAUUGGCGUUUCCAUCCUGAACUUGGUUCUGGGAAUGAUACGGGAAGAUAUUCCGACCAUGAUUUUAGAACAGUCUCAGAUAUUUUUGUUUCAUUCUAAACCAUAGAAAUGAUGAAGCCUAUUUUCAUUCUCAAUCUCAGAGACAGUAUCACCAUCAUCAUCACCACCACCACGAAGGUUCCCGUAAAAUCCCGGCACGCGAGUGGGGCAUCACUGGGUGGACCUCAUAGAAACCCCACCAGACACGGGGUGGUGCUUUGGCUCUCACUGCCUGCGGAUCAUCUGGGCGCAUUCAACUCAUUCUUACGUACUCCAUUCUCACCGCUUUCAUCUGCCAGGAGCUCGGCCUGCAGGAAUAAAGCGGUGAGCCGGGGCGCUUACGCUUUUGAGAAGGUCGGAAAAGGAUGGACAGCAGAAAGGUCAAAUCCAGACACUCGGCCUGCUCUCACACGUCCAGCCGCCCGAAUUUCGACGGCCUCGGUUUGGAGGUCGAACCCUGGCAAAUUCGAUUCGUUCACUAUCACUUCUGAGGUGCUUGAUCCACUUUCCGAGCCAUGCAGCGGUCCGACCCAGUCAACGCCUCAGCUUGUCCUGUAUCUCAUGGAAGGAUGUUACGAGCUUGCAGGUCCAGGAACGACGCGAGAUACUCAUGACGACCUACCAGUUGGUCGAAAGGGUGUCAACAACUUGGGAACAAGUCGCUUGGGGUUUCAUCUAUCAGGCAAUAUCGAGCACCUGCGCUCGCUUUUCUCCGGCGGGAGCGUGUCCUCCAUACCUUUGGUGAUUCGCUACCCGUUCUAUUUCCUCCUUUGCACCAAAGAUGCAGUCGAUCAGCUUCGUCGCGAAGGUCAGGCGCGUCCAACUCCACCAGGUACCGUUGCAGGAAAUCAGGAACCUCUUCCCCGAAACCCCGGCCCUUACACUAGCAAGCGUCGGCAGCCAUCCCAGGCUAGGAAGUGGAAGAGAAAAAGUCUACUUAUCUCGGCUGGCGCUCAUCGUCCCGACAACUUUGGGACUUUGGCGGUUUGCAUCGACCCUGGUCGGCGGCGCCCGAUGUCAACCAUCACCGUCUUGGUGCCGUUGGGGAUUGAUCUUGAUCCCCGUGGAAGGAUUCCUUGA
Aspergillus welwitschiae is the source of this 1427-nucleotide messenger RNA. RefSeq lists its product as uncharacterized. Bases 417 to 1427 code for a protein of 336 amino acids. Lineage: Eukaryota; Fungi; Ascomycota; Eurotiomycetes; Eurotiales; Aspergillaceae. The transcript is spliced from 7 exons. The record is from RefSeq and is a predicted model, not a curated record.